Molecule: messenger RNA, 4485 nt
Organism: Zingiber officinale
Lineage: Eukaryota; Viridiplantae; Streptophyta; Magnoliopsida; Zingiberales; Zingiberaceae
Product: protein TOPLESS-RELATED PROTEIN 2-like
Exons: 25
Coding region: 855-4265 (1136 amino acids)
Biological process (GO): regulation of DNA-templated transcription
Molecular function (GO): protein binding
Source: RefSeq, a predicted model, not a curated record
CAGCGAACGCUGCGGCUGAUGAGAGAAGUGGGAAGUAGGGAAGAGUCGAGAGAAAGAGGCGGAGAGAGAGUGGUUGAGGGAAAAGAGACUCCACCAAAACCCUAGAAAUUCACGUGGAGGCGUGGAGUUCGCUGCAUCGGCGGGUUCUCUGUCCAGGAAAUUAGGCGUCUUCGUCAGUUCGUGAAGGAUUCAGCUCCGGAUCGAGGGUUUCUCGUCGUCUGGUUUGGUAAAGGGUGUUUGUUUGGGAGGCGUCGAUUGGAUCGGGUUGCUUUGCGGCGCGAGUUUUCCCUCUGGUUUAAUCGCUUCCGGCGCGCUAUUUUUGGUUGGAUUCUGGAUUUUGUUGGAUGAAAAUAGCGCCUUUUGGGGGUUAAGAUCGUAGCUUUUGUGCUCGGAGGCUGCGAACUGCAGGCUUCUUGAAGCUUUGGUUUUUCUGUUUCUGGGCUCACUGACUUUUCUGGGUUGUACUGAUUGUGAUUUUUGUGCUCCGAGACUCAGGAAACACGCGCUACGGUCUCCACUAUUGUUUUUUUUUUCGAGUCUUUGCUCUGCCAAUCUUCUUGAGGUGGGAAGUUGUGAAUUUUUUGUUUGCUCCAGAGUUAGAACCUUGUAAGAUUUGGAUUCUGUUGGUGGUCGAGGAUACUUUGGACGGAAUUCAUUUACCGCUACAUUUUGUAGCAACAAGGUACUUGCGCAGGAGGAAGAAGUUUUAUGCAUUUUCCGUUAGGGGAUAGGUGAAAGUGGGAUUCUGCCAGCGUGAAGUUUGGGAUUUUGUUGUUUGUCUGUCUGUCUUGCCUUUUCCAUUCUAUCUGCACAACAAAAUUUCUGCGCUGGAGCGUAUAGGGAUUCCUGGUUCGAUGUCUUCUCUGAGCAGGGAACUGGUUUUCCUGAUACUGCAAUUCCUAGAUGAGGAAAAAUUCAAGGAAGCUGUUCACAAGCUGGAACAGGAGUCAGGCUUCUACUUCAACAUGAAACACUUUGAAGAUCUAGUUCAGGCAGGGGAAUGGGAUGAAGUUGAAAAAUAUCUUGGUGGUUUCACUAAAGUUGAAGACAAUAGGUACUCCAUGAAAAUCUUCUUUGAGAUCAGGAAACAGAAGUACCUUGAAGCACUUGACAGACAUGACAGAGCAAAAGCCGUUGAGAUUCUUGUUAAGGAUCUCAAAGUUUUUGCUUCUUUCAAUGAGGAACUCUUCAAGGAGAUCACUCUGCUGCUUACUCUGGAAAAUUUCAGGCAGAAUGAGCAACUUUCUAAAUAUGGAGAUACAAAAUCAGCAAGAACUAUAAUGCUUCUGGAGCUUAAGAAACUUAUUGAAGCUAAUCCUUUAUUUCGUGACAAGUUAACAUUCCCACCUUUUAAAGCUUCUCGCUUGCGAACACUAAUCAACCAAAGUCUCAACUGGCAGCACCAGCUUUGCAAAAAUCCACGUCCCAACCCUGACAUUAAAACACUCUUUAUUGAUCAUUCAUGCGCUGCUCCUACAAAUGGAGCACGGCCACCUCCGCCUACCAAUGGUCCACUUGUUGGGUCAGUUCCCAAGACUGGGACGUUUCCUCCAAUGGGUGUUCAUAGUCCUUUUCAAUCAGUUGUUUCUCCACCUGGUAGUGCCAUUGCUGGAUGGAUGACCAACCCUAACCCUUCACUGCCACAUGCUGUUGUAGCACCUGGCCCCCCAGGUUUGGUGCAGCCUCCAAAUGCAGCUGCAUUUAUGAACCACCCGCGGCUUCCCACAGGAGCUCCUGGGAUUGAUUAUCAUACUGCAGAUUCGGAACACUUGAUGAAAAAAAUCCGAACAAGCCAAGUAGAUGAAGUAUCCUUCUCUGGUGUAACUCAUCAGCGCAAUAUUUAUUCUCAAGAUGACAUUCCCAAGGCCGUGGUACGGACUCUUAAUCAAGGUUCAAACGUGAUGAGCUUGGAUUUUCAUCCAAUCCAUCAUAUGAUUCUUCUAGUUGGGACAAAUGUUGGUGACAUUGGCAUUUGGGAAGUUGGAUCCCGAGAAAGGCUAGCACAAAAGACAUUCAAGGUUUGGGAUAUUACAUCUUGUUCUUUGCCUUUGCAGGCAGCACUCAUGAAAGAUGCUACCAUAUCUGUCAACCGAUGCUUGUGGAGUCCUGAUGGUUCUAUUCUUGGUGUUGCAUUUUCAAAGCAUAUGGUGCAGACAUAUGCUUUUAGUCUAAAUGGAGAAUUGCGACAACAUUUGGAGAUUGAUGCACAUGUAGGUGGCGUUAAUGACAUUGCCUUUUCCCAUCCCAACAAGACUCUCUCAAUCAUUACUUGUGGUGAUGACAAGACAAUUAAAGUAUGGGAUGCUUCAACUGGACAGAAACAAUACACUUUUGAAGGUCACGAAGCCCCUGUUUAUUCUAUUUGUCCUCACUACAAGGAGUCCAUCCAGUUUAUCUUCUCAACUGCAAUUGAUGGUAAAAUCAAAGCAUGGCUCUAUGACUGUUUGGGAUCUAGAGUCGACUAUGAUGCUCCUGGCCGUUGGUGCACAACCAUGGCAUAUAGUGCUGACGGAACAAGGCUUUUUUCAUGUGGAACAAGUAAAGAUGGUGAUUCACAUUUAGUUGAGUGGAACGAGACUGAAGGAACUAUUAAGCGGACAUACACUGGUUUUAGAAAACACUCAUUAGGAGUUGUCCAGUUCGACACAACUCGGAACCGCUUCUUAGCUGCUGGAGAUGAAUUCCAGAUUAAGUUUUGGGAUAUGGAUAACACUAAUAUACUGACUACUACUGAUGCAGAUGGCGGGCUUCCUGCAAGCCCUCGUCUGGGAUUCAACAAAGAUGGUUCAUUACUUGCUGUUACGACUAGUGAUAAUGGAAUCAAAAUUCUGGCAAAUGCUGAUGGACAACGGGUUAUAAGGAUGCUUGAAAGCCGAGCAUUUGAAGGUUCACGCAGUGCUUCUCAACAAGCUAUUGCGAACGUGAAGCCCCCUGUUAUCAAUGCUUUAGGAUCGGUUUCUAAUGUCUCUAGCCCUAUAACUGCAACAUCUGAACGCCCUGAUCGAAUCUUACCUGCAGUAUCUAUGAGUGGCUUGGCUGUUAUGGAUAGCAAUAGGACUGCAGAUGUCAAGCCAAGGAUUUCUGAAGAAGCUGAGAAAAUCAGAAGCUGGAAGUUACCUGAGAUUGUGAAUUCUGGGCAUCUUAAAGCUUUGCGGUUGCCUGAUUCAACAUCAGCAGUGAGCAAGGUUGUGAGAUUGUUAUACACCAAUUCUGGACUCGCUGUAUUAGCACUUUGUUCCAAUGCCAUGCAUAAACUAUGGAAGUGGCCACGCAAUGAAAGGAACCCAUCAUGCAAGUCAACUGCAUCUGUUGCUCCUCAACUUUGGCAACCAUCAAAUGGUAUUUUUAUGACCAAUGAAACAAGUGAUAACAAUCCAGAAGAAGCAACUGCUUGUAUUGCUUUAUCAAAGAAUGACUCUUAUGUAAUGUCUGCAUCAGGAGGAAAAGUUUCUUUGUUUAAUAUGAUGACUUUUAAGGUUAUGACCACUUUUAUGUCACCCCCGCCUGCAGCCACGUUUUUGGCAUUUCAUCCUCAAGACAAUAACAUCAUUGCCAUUGGAAUGGAAGAUUAUAGUAUCCAGAUCUACAAUGUCCGGGUUGAUGAGGUGAAAACCAAGCUCAAGGGUCACCAAAAGAAGAUAACUGGUCUUGCAUUUUCCCAGUCUUUAAAUGUUCUCGUGUCCUCUGGCGCUGAUGCUCAGCUUUGUGUUUGGAGCAUAGAUGGAUGGGAGAAGAAAAGAUCGCGGUUCAUUCAGGCACCUGCUGGGCGUGCAUCUCCAUUAGUUGGGGAUACCAAAGUUCAAUUUCACAAUGAUCAGACACAUCUCUUGGUUGUCCAUGAAAGUCAAAUCGCAAUCUAUGACAGUAAACUCGACUCUCCGCGUUCGUGGUCUCCUAGAGAUGCACUUCCAGCAUCAGUAUCAAGUGCAAUAUUUUCUUGUGAUGGUAUGUUGGUGUAUGCUGCAUUUGUUGAUGGCGCUGUUGGAGUUUUUGAAGCUGACAGCUUGAGGCUCCGGUGCCGAAUCGCUUCCUCUGCUUAUAUACAUAGUGGAUCUGCCUACCCCAUAGUGAUUGCUGCUCACCCAUCUGAACCCAAUCAGAUAGCCCUGGGGAUGAGUGAUGGUGCUGUUCAUGUGGUGGAGCCAUCAGACAGCGAUACGAAAUGGGGGUCGGCGGCGCCUUCCCAAGACAGCGGAGCUCCGCCAACCACAUCCUCGACCCCUGCUCAAAACAGUAGUCAGGCAUCCGAACCCCCCUCUCGAUGACUUUGACAGUAGUCGAGCUCAAGCGGAACUAAAUGAGGAAGAUCAAUCUAAAGGCUAGAAGCAGGUUAUCUCCUUUUUGUUUCUGCUAACCUGUUUGUUUUCUGUAAAUCUCAUUGUGUAUGGUACCUUUAGAGAUUCUUAAAAGAGUGAGGAAGAUGUUUGUUGUGUAAAGAAAUAUAUAUAAACUUAUGGUAAUCUAGAUUUUUAUUUGCUCUCUUAA